Messenger RNA from Lotus japonicus, 4116 nucleotides. RefSeq lists its product as uncharacterized. Lineage: Eukaryota; Viridiplantae; Streptophyta; Magnoliopsida; Fabales; Fabaceae. Gene Ontology annotation, molecular function: RNA-DNA hybrid ribonuclease activity; nucleic acid binding. Bases 1 to 4116 code for a protein of 1371 amino acids. The transcript has a single exon. The record is from RefSeq and is a predicted model, not a curated record.
AUGGAAUACCUAAGCCUGGGGAUGGCCUUUCCCCCAUCAUCAAUUGUUUUAAUGAUUGGAUUUGAUGAUGUAAAAAUAAUGUCUUGGAACAUUAGAGGUGCUAUGAAUGAGGAUGGAAGACGGUUUGUUAAAGAUACCGUUCGUUACAGGAAACCUGAUAUUAUCAUCAUUGUUGAACCACGUUGUCAGUUUAACCGUGUUCGUUCCUUCUGGACGUCUUUGGGUUUCACAUUGCAAUUUAUUUCUGAAGCGACAGGCUUUAGUGGUGGAAUCUGGGUGUUGUCUAAUGAGGCUUCUAACCUUUCCUUUUGCCUCUGGGACAUGCACUCUCAGAUUGUGUCUUUUGAAAUUUGGCGGGCAAAUUUUUCCUGGAUUUGUAGUGCGGUGUAUGCUUCUCCCAUUCCGACUAACAGGGAGGUUUUAUGGCAGCAUCUAGCAGGAUUACGGGGGAACAUCUCCCUCCCUUGGUUGCUUGUGGGGGAUUGGAAUGAAGUUCUCCACCCUCAUGAAGUUCGUGGUGGGGACUUACUGCCUAAUCGUGCUCUCCGUUUUGCUUCUGCGCUUGAGGAUUGUAAUCUGGUUGAUCUUGGGAUGGCAGGAGGGAAUUUUACCUGGUUCCGGAAGGUAAACCAUGUGCUGAUUUUAUCAAAAAAAUUAGAUAGAGCCUUGUGCGAUACAGAUUGGCAAGUUGCGUUCCCAGGUGCUAAUGUCGAAGUUCUAAACCGCAUCCAUUCCGACCAUACUCCGCUCAUGAUUCAUUGUGGAUCGUCGUUGCAUGGUUCCUAUCCUCGCCCGUUCAGGUUCAUGGCGGCAUGGAUGGAGCAUGAGAAUUACAGGUCGUUGGUGUCAAAUGCUUGGAAUAGAGGCAGUGACAAUGUCCAAAGUAAGUUGAGUUCCGUUCAAGUUGAUUCUAUAGCCUUUAAUAAAGAUGUCUUUGGUGAUAUAUUUAGGAGGAAAAGGAGAAUUGAAGCCCGCUUGAAAGGUGCACAACGUGAACUAAAUGUUAGAGUCACUUCUGAUCUUGUUAUGUUCGAGGCUGACAUGCAAAGAGAGUACAGGAGUAUUCUCAAACAGGAGGAACUUCUCUGGUUUCAAAAAUCUAGAGAUAAUAGAGUGAAGUUUGGGGAUCGUAACACUGCCUACUUCCAUGCUCAAACAAUGAUUCGUCGCAAGCGGAACACGAUCCACAGACUGAAGCUUGACAAUGGAGAAUGGUGUUCUGAUGGGAAUAGGUUGCGGGCAGAGGUGUUGAACUACUUUCAGUCGUUAUUUGGGGCUCGAAUUGACAUGAAUGGGGCGGUCUUGAACCAUUUGAGGUUCCCUAGGCUCUCAGAGGCAGCUGCCACUUGUUUGGGGGACACUGUUGAUAAGGAAGAGGUCCGUCAGGCACUGAUGUCUAUGAAAUCAUUUACGGCUCCAGGACCGGAUGGGUUUCAACCAGUAUUUUUCAAAAAAUAUUGGGACUUGGUAGGAGAGGAUGUGUGGAGGUUAGUUCGGGAUGCUUUUGCUACAGGUACCGUGGAUGCCAGUAUUAUGGAGACUUUGAUUGUUCUGAUCCCUAAAGUGGAUCAUCCGGCUACUAUUAAGGAGUUUAGACCAAUCAGUCUUUGUAACGUUGUUUAUAAAUUAAUCACCAAAGUUAUGGUGGGGAGAAUUAGACCCUUCCUGGAUGGGAUUAUCAGUCCAAUGCAGAAUAGUUUUCUUCCCGGGCGUGGAACUAUGGAUAAUGCUUUUCUUGCUCAAGAAAUUAUUCAUCAUAUGAAUAAUUCGCGGGUAAAGAAGGGUAGUUUGGCAUUCAAGAUCGAUUUGGAAAAAGCUUAUGAUAGCGUAUCUUGGACUUUUUUGGAGGAGACACUGACUCUCUUUGGAUUCCCUCCCCGUAUCAUCCAGUUGAUUAUGUGUUGUGUGUCCUCCUCCUCGCUCUCAAUUCUUUGGAAUGGUGAGCGUUUGCCUGCUUUCCACCCAGGUAGAGGCUUGAGACAAGGAGAUCCUUUGUCUCCCUAUCUGUUUGUGCUAUGUAUGGAACGACUCUCUGUGUAUAUUCAAUCUCUUGUUGAGGAAAAUAGUUGGCAGCCUGUCCGUCUUUCCCCUGAUGGACCUCCUAUUUCUCAUCUUUUCUUUGCUGAUGACGUUCUCCUGUUUUGCAAAGCGUCGGGAGCUCAGGUGCAGUUGGUUGCAGAAGCUUUGAAAUUGUUCUGCGAUAGCUCAGGUCUUAGAAUUAAUAUGGCCAAGUCCAAAGCCAUUGCUUCCAGGGGAGUCAGCCAGGCAAUCCGCAAUGAAGUUCGCAAUAUUGCUCCUAUUCCUUUUGUUCAUAACUUGGGCAAAUACUUGGGCUUUCCGCUGCAUGGUGGACGGAGAGACAGAAAUGCUUUCCAAUACCUUCUGGAUAAUAUCCAAAGGAAAUUGGCUUCUUGGAAAACUAACAUGUUGAAUUUUGCAGGUAGAGUUUGUUUGGCGAAGUCAGUUCUAGCUGCUAUCCCAACUUAUUCCAUGCAAGUUUUCUGGCUUCCUAGAUGGCUUAACGAAAGAAUAAACCAGCUGGUUAGAAAUUUUAUUUGGUCCCGUCAUGGUGGUAAUCGCGGCUGGCAUUUGGUGAAUUGGGACACCCUAACCAGAGAUAAAGAUUGUGGUGGUCUUGGGAUCAAAGAGAUGAACAGGUUUAAUACGGCGCUUCUAGGGAAAGCUGUUUGGCAAUUGGUCCAGAAACCAAAUAAGCUUUGGGUGAAAGUUCUUGACCAGAAAUAUAUCAAGGACUCGUCUAUCCUCAGUGUUCAACCCAGGCAGAAGGAUUCGCCGCUCUGGAAGGGCAUCCUUCGGGCUAGAGAUCAAGUGGGGCAGCAAAUGGUUUUCAGGAUUGGGAAUGGAGAGACGUCGCUGUGGUACAAGGAUUGGAGCGGUACAGGUCCAAUUGCUCAUCAAUUGCCCUUCGUAAAUAUCGCUGAUGUUCAUUUGCAGUUGAAGGAUAUUAUCCAGGGUAAUGUUUGGGAUCUCAAUCGUUUAUACACUAUGAUCCCGCUCUCAGUGCAGCAGAAACUCACAGACUUACAGCCUACUGUCUGUGCGGCGAGGAGUGAUGGGUGGGUGUGGAAUGUUGGUAAUAAGGGUCAGUACACGGUUCGGGAUGGUUAUGCGUGGCUCAAUGGUUGUGCUCAUGACCAGCAGGGAGAUCGUAAGAUUGACUGGGUUUGGAAGCUUAAAGUGCCCGAAAAGGUUAGAGUGUUUGUUUGGUUAGUUUUACAUAAUGCGAUCCAGGUUAAUCAAUUGAGAGCCCGUUGUCAUAUGGCUGCGGAUGCUACCUGUACGCGGUGUUCGAACGGCUUAGAAGAUGCUCUUCAUUGCCUGCGGGAUUGCCCGCAAUCCUGGGAUCUUUGGCAGCGUUUGGGGGCAACAAAUUGGGCUAAUUUUCGCUGCUCUGAGCUCGAGCGAUGGGUGACCUCCCUGUCUCGUGGUGUUCAUGGUGUGCGUUUCUUGGCUGGGUUAUGGGCUGCUUGGAAAUGGCGCUGCAACUUGCUGUUGGACGCUCAUCCGUGGCCUUUCGAAGUGGCUUGGCGUCGGCUCUCUCAUGAUCACGAUGAUUGGAUUCGUAGCAGUCAAGAGGUUGAUCUUUUGCUGUGUAACGCAUGGUCUCCUCCUCCAACCAACAUGGUGAAGUGCAAUUCUGAUGGGAGUUUCUGUGAUAGUAAUCAGCGGAUUGGUGGCGGUGGAAUUAUCAGGGAUCACCUUGGCCGUUGGGUGGUGGGCUGCUACUCCGGGGAGGCUGGAGAUAGUGCGUUCAGAGCAGAAGCCGUGGCGAUGCGAGAUGUUCUCCAGUUAGCCUGGGAGAAGGGGUUUAGGCGAGUGAUAUGUGAUGUUGAUUGUGCAGAGCUGGCCUCCAUAAUAACAGAUGAAGCAGCUUCUCAAAGACAUGCAGAGUUUCUUGUGCUUGGUUCUAUUCGUCAGCUUCUAGCACGAGAGUGGAACGUCAGGAUCAAUUGUGUGCAUCGAGAGAGCAAUAUUGUAGCAGACUACCUUGCCAGGAGAGGUGCAGCAGCAAGAUCUUCUGGGGCUUGGGUCAUUGAGUCUCCUGACCCGGAUGUUGAGUACCUUCUCUUGAAGGACUCGUUGUCCAUUCUUUAG